AUGAUUUUUGAUAAGGCAUUUACUUGUUUACUCUGUUUAAAGGUGUUUAUCGAUACUGUUGGCCCCCCAGGCUCAUACCUUAAGAAGUUGUCGAUGAAGUUUCCUUCCGUAGAAUUCGUUGUUUCCACCAAAGCUGACAGUAUCUACGCCGUGGUUGCUGCAGCCAGCAUUUGCGCGAAGGUGACGCGCGACGCUCUGCUCAAGAAUUGGUCUUUCAAAGAAAGGAUCUCGUUUUCCAGCAAAGAAAUGGGCUCUGGCUACCCUGCUGAUCCGGUUACGCGGCAAUUCCUGAAAAGGUGCUUUAAUCCGCUAUUUGGUUUUCCUUCAAUUGUGCGGUUUAGUUGGUCAACUGUUCAGGAAAUUCUCGAUGCACGUGGUAUUGAAAUGUCAGGCCGCGGCUUUAUGGUAUUUUACCACCUACAACGCAUGGGCGCAAAACAACGGCACUUUGUUUUGUCGAACAAACUCACGUUCAAACACAAUCGAAUAUACCUCAUUACGUAG
Messenger RNA from Soboliphyme baturini, 504 nucleotides. The record is from the annotation of a GenBank genome assembly. Lineage: Eukaryota; Metazoa; Nematoda; Enoplea; Dioctophymatida; Soboliphymatidae.